Aricia agestis (brown argus) is the source of this 1250-nucleotide messenger RNA. Its product is annotated as palmitoyltransferase ZDHHC3. Gene Ontology annotation, biological process: peptidyl-L-cysteine S-palmitoylation; protein targeting to membrane. Bases 211 to 1137 code for a protein of 308 amino acids. Lineage: Eukaryota; Metazoa; Arthropoda; Insecta; Lepidoptera; Lycaenidae. Gene Ontology annotation, cellular component: Golgi apparatus; endoplasmic reticulum. The record is from RefSeq and is a predicted model, not a curated record. Gene Ontology annotation, molecular function: protein-cysteine S-palmitoyltransferase activity. The transcript is spliced from 6 exons.
GACAACUUUUUCUUAAACCAUACUCUCCUGUCGAAAUAUGUACCUAGAAAUUUAUUUUGUGUACUCUAGAAUCUGUCUAAUGAUUGCAUAGCAAGAUUUCAUUUUUAAGAUUUAAUCCGGCUGUAAGAAAUGAAAUUUGUGAAGGAAUUAUACUGAAUAACACAUCCUCACAAUUUUAAACCAUCAAGGAACGGUGUACAGUGGGUCUAAAUGAUACGCGAAUUCUACGAGAGUUCCGACGAUGAUGACAUGGACAGUCAGUACCAGGUGGAUCCGGAGUGUCUCGUCCUCACCCGACCGGACAAGGACAUGCACAACCGCUGCUGCGGGGGCAAAGCUUGGUGCAUAAAGGACAUAUGCGGCAUAAUAUGCGCGGUGCUGACAUGGUUGCUGAUCUUCUACGCGGAAUUCGUGGUGAUGAUGGUGAUGCUAGUCCCCGGAGUGUCCACGUACCCUAUAUACAGCUGGGUCAACAUACUCAUAUUCCAGUGCCUCGCAUUCCUAGCGUUCGCGUCGCAUCUACGGACUAUGUUCACAGAUCCGGGAGCGGUGCCAAAAGGUAACGCGACGAAGGAGAUGAUAAAGCAGAUGAGUUUCCGCGAGGGGCAGGUGAUAUUCAAGUGCACAAAGUGCUGUAGCAUCAAGCCGGAAAGAGCACAUCACUGCUCCGUCUGCCAGCGAUGUAUUCGCAAGAUGGACCAUCACUGCCCCUGGGUGAACAACUGCGUGGGAGAAAACAAUCAGAAAUACUUCGUGCUGUUCACGUUCUACAUAGCGGCCAUAUCGAUCCACUCGCUGACGCUAUCUGUGUACCAGUUCAUCACCUGUAUCAAGCACGAGUGGCGCGACUGUACGACGUACUCGCCGCCCGCCACUGUCGUGCUGCUGCUCUUCCUCAUCGCUGAAGCGCUGCUGUUCGCUAUAUUCACCGCUGUCAUGCUGGGCACGCAGCUGCACGCUAUAUGGAACGACGAGACGGGUAUCGAGCAACUCAAGAAGGAGCAAGCGAGGUGGGUGCGGAAAUCCCGGUGGAAGAGCAUCCAGUCGGUUUUCGGUAGAUUCUCAAUUCUCUGGUUCUCUCCCUUCACGCAGCCUUCUCCGAAGACGAAGCUAGAGAGCUACCUGUACAGUGUUUAAGCGGUAUUCCUUGUAAGGUGAUAAGGCUAAAUAUACGAUCCUUGCCCAAAGCGGCCGCGACAAAGAUCUAAUAAAAUGCCACUUUAUGGUACCUAGACCAGAGGUACUCGACC